Molecule: messenger RNA, 702 nt
Organism: Bipolaris zeicola 26-R-13
Lineage: Eukaryota; Fungi; Ascomycota; Dothideomycetes; Pleosporales; Pleosporaceae
Exons: 2
Coding region: 1-702 (233 amino acids)
Source: RefSeq, a predicted model, not a curated record
AUGGCAACCACCAACCUCCCCAAGAACGCACACGUGUCCACCCAUCCUUGUCUUCAGGCAAAACUCUCCCAGCUACGGUCAGCAAGCACAGGUUCCCGUGAUGCACAGACGCUGGUUCAUGAAAUCGCCCUCAUGGUGGGCUAUGAAGCCCUCGCCUCAGGAUUGAAGUCACAGCAGGGAAGCACAGACAAGUCGCCCUUGGGAUAUGAGUACACAACGAGCACCACCUCACCCGCCCCCUCUGCCAUAUCGCUCGUGCCUAUCCUCCGCUCUGGCCUCUCCAUGGUCCCUGCGCUCUCAUCCCUCCUCCCUACCCCAGUCCCCAUCCACCACCUGGGUCUCUACCGCGAGAAGACGACCCUGCAACCAGUCGAGUACUACAACAAUCUGCCCUAUCACACCCCGCACACGUCUGGCGCCACCAAGCCCCAGCCCGAGCUGGCCAUCAUUGUCGAUCCCAUCAUUGCGACCGGUGCGACGGCUUGUGCGGCUAUUGAUACGCUCAAGGACUGGGGUGUUAAGAAGAUCAUUGUCUGCAGUAUUCUGGCUACCGAGGAGGGGCUUCAAAAGGCCUGUAGUGAGUGGGAGGAGGGCGUUGAGGUGUGGGUUGGCGCGUGCGAUAAGGGUGUUGAUGACAAAGGCAUGAUCAAGCCGGGACUAGGCGAUAUUGGAGACAGGCUAUUCUUGACACUGGGAAAAUAA